Schistosoma bovis is the source of this 2477-nucleotide messenger RNA. The record is from the annotation of a GenBank genome assembly. Lineage: Eukaryota; Metazoa; Platyhelminthes; Trematoda; Strigeidida; Schistosomatidae.
GAGACAAAACAGCGGGCGGCUAAUAAAGGGUCUGACGUUUUUACCGUGUUCUUACUGUGCCUUAAGUCUCUCCUCAAUAAAGAUAUUUCCCUAAAAGUAGCUUAUGACAGUAGGGGAAAUUUGUACACAGAAUACUCGCCGUUGUUUCCCCUGCUUCGUUUAGUUUCCCUUUUUAUUAGCUCGGAUGGAUUUUCAUAUCUUUUUAAUCUCCAGACUUGGCUUCUCUCCAUGGUCGUUAAGGAUUCUGUAGUUUACUCCAUAGCCAGUGAAAGUCUCUGGCUAUUCAGUCGAACUUUCCCCAUUAUCAACAACAGAAGUUUCCCACAGGUCGUCCAUAAAUUGUGUUUCAUGAAAUGGGUGACUGGUCGGUGAGAAUAAACGAUGUGGUGUUAAUUUUUGGGUAAGAUAGACAAUUUGACGUCAAUUUAAGGGGAUAGUAGACAAUUGUAUGCGAAUUUCGGGAAAGCAAGUGUCAAUUUCGAGACAUUUUUCCUCACUGGGUAAAAUACGCACUAUUUCCCUCGGACCUGGGGAGAAGACGAUAUUUAGGUGCAUUAUCGCUUCUAUUUACACCAACUUCACCUAAGAAUUCGCCCAAAAGUUCGUUUUUGUUCCCCCUAUCUUGUUCUUCUGGGGAAAUCUUACUGAUAAUGUUUAAUUGCAACAAUCAGAAGUACUAGUUUAUGCGUCAGAAAAAUUACUGAUUGGGACAUCUGCACAUGUUUCAAAUUUUAUGCUUUGUAGUGUAUAUGUUUUCAGAAUAGGCUCCCAGUACUCAAUAAUGGUUAGCUUAGCAUUUUGAUCUUCGAAACAACCUUAGGUUAAUAUUCUGACUAUCAGUAAAAAAUCUUAUCAGAUAAUGUCAUCCCAGCACGCAACUGAUAAAAUGAUGUUUAUCAAGUUUAGUACAAAGAAACUAAUAAUCUUGUCAAAAAUGUUGUACUUCCAACCAUUUGCCUGCUUUUGGAAUCAGUAUUUUGCAGUUAUCAGGUCGAAACAUACUGGUUUCGGAGUCAAAGAUAUAACUUAGUGUUAACUAUACCACUGCUACUAUGAUGUCUGUACACGGAAUUUUGUCUGUUGAUCAAUCAGUAAUCCAAGGAAUUUAGUACUUAAACUUUUAUAGACCAUGACAUCCUUCAUAAAUUUCGGAGUAUACAUAGCCGACAUUUCAAUAAACAUUACACACCGGCUGCUCUAGAGAACUUACAUAACGAGAGACUAUUUGUCAAGCUCAGAAAUCUCCCAUAGUUUUUAACUGUCUUACUGGUAGUUUUGCACAGUUUAGGGAAUACCAUCAUUUUACUGAAUUUAUAUUCGUUUAUAACUGUUCAUUCUAACUCCACUCGUCGGACUUAAUUUUGCAUAUCUAGUACCUUCAUAACAUCUCGUGAUCUAAAAACGUUUGUUUUCAAGUGAAAUAAUAGUGAAAACUUAUUUUGGAUACUUAUCAGUAUAAACUGGUAAUUCACUUCAAGACCUAUAUAUGCCUCACAUUUAUAAUGCUCAUCUAGACAUAAAUUGACGAUUAUACAAACUAAGAUACUUCUCCCUGGAUGUUGGAUUGUGUGCUGAUCUAAACUAACCCAGAUUCAUACUAGUUUAUUGAUUGCCCGGUUACUUUACAUGUAAUUCUGAGAGUUAGGGAUAAUAUCAAUAAGGAAUCCGUAAAUAUUACUUUUUAGGCAUUGUUAACCCUUCUGAAAACAGACUGAAUACAACUUCUCUUAUAUUACUUAGUCACUUGGUUGCUUCAGCAAGAGCUAAUUUAUCAUAUGUAGAAUGUUUUUCACUAGUCUUUCACAUCCUACCGUCGUUCAAAAACAGUUGUCUAGUGUUUUUACAUUUUAAAAUAACUUUUGAAAUCUGUAAAUCUUCAUAUCAGAAUAUUACUACUCGUUUUUACGUUACAAGACUCCAGAAUGGCAUCACAUCUUGCUACCCAUGUGUCAACUGUAGUUCUCGGACUGCUGUUCAUACUGCCUGGUAUAGUAAAGACAGUGCGCUUGAAUACAACACUUUACCGGGAAAUGUUAAAGACAUUCAAGAAUUUCACUGAAGUAUCACCACUAAGGCAUAUUGGAGUGAUACCUAGUCCUCAAAUCUACAUGCAGUCUAUGGGAGUUUUCGAACUAUUACUAGGCACUACGUUGGUUGUUGGACAUGUAUCGUUCAAGAAAUUCGCUUGUCUGGGAAUUAUGGCUCUUAUGCUGCUCACAACAUAUUGUCAGGUCGCCUUAAAAGAUUACAGUGCAGUAAGAACAGAGUAAUUGCUUAAUUUUUAUUGCCUUCAGACCAUUGUGCCUUGUGGAUACUUUUGCCUUCUUAGCAGGUUAUAUUUCUCCCUGGACAAACUUGAAGAUCGACGAGUAAAAUAAACUGAUUAAACUUUUAUGAAUCUUCUAUUAUGUACAUAACACAAUUCCGAUAUCUUUCGUUUUAUUCCCCGAGUGCUUCCAAAUAUAUUUUUUGUUGCG